This is a messenger RNA of Arachis duranensis, 5992 nucleotides long. RefSeq lists its product as uncharacterized. The record is from RefSeq and is a predicted model, not a curated record. Gene Ontology annotation, molecular function: RNA-DNA hybrid ribonuclease activity; nucleic acid binding. The coding region runs from base 3799 to 5973 and encodes 724 amino acids. NCBI's taxonomy places the organism in Eukaryota, Viridiplantae, Streptophyta, Magnoliopsida, Fabales, Fabaceae. The transcript has 3 exons. Gene Ontology annotation, biological process: DNA integration.
CAUUCCCCUUCCCCUAAUCCUAAUGCCCCAGAAGGUAAGCCUAACCUCACCUGACGGCGACACCAUAGUCGGAGGGUAACCUCACAUCACCGCCACACCGCCGGCCGUGCUGUCUUGUUGGAGUCGACGGAUACCGAGCGGCUUCAACGACUUCAUCUGCACUGCGGCUCCCUCCUCUUCAUCGUGGUUUCUCCGUGCUCCGUGGCUCCUUGCACCGGAUCGUCGUCCACCGUAGUAGCGUCCUCUCUGUCGUGUGCGUCCUCUACUCUACCAGACUGGUUGGUUGUCUCUGUCUUCUGCCUACUCUGUUCUGUUGGACAGGUAAGGGAGUGCUAGUAGAGAAUGACAUCGAGUAGCAGCAAGGCGGAAGACCCGUGAAAAUGGAACGUGGUGAGGGUGGAGAUGUUUUCGCAGGCGCAAACCGAUUAUGCAGAUGAGGGGGAAGCGUUGUUUGACCUGGGCACUGACGGUGAAGUUGGGGUUGGAGAUUUGGAGUGCGAUAAUGGGAGGGCUGGUGCACGAAAUUGCAAUCACACUUUUGCAAUCCGCACAACUAACCAGCAAGUGCAUUAGGUCGUCCAAGUAAUACUUUACGUGAGUAAGGGUCGAAUCCCACAGAGAUUGUUGGUUUGAAGCAAGCUAUGGUUAUCUUAUUAAUUUUAGUCAGGAUAUCAAUAGGAUUAUUUAGCCUCGUGUUCAUAUCCUGGGUCGAGUUGACCGACCCAGGAUGUUCUACAGACAAAGCGACUGACCUCUUCAGGUUAGGACAAUCCGACCUCUUCUUAAAGAGCUCGGCCAAGUCACGAGAAAGCCCAAACAAAGGGUCCAAAUAGAGGAACACGCCCCAGAUCCUAAGGCAGCCCAAGCCUACAAAAGAAGGGCGGUUCCCUUGAAGAUAAGAUGACCUCAUUCAAAAGAUAAGAUAAGAUAAGAUAACUAACUUAUCUUAUCCAAAAAGAUCACUCCACACCAUUAUAAAUACACUGGAGCACCCAGGUAUAACUCAUACUCUAUUCUACUCAAUAACUGCUUAAUACCAUUGCUAACUUAAGCAUCGGAGUUCCUUGCAGGUACCCUCCACCCUCCGGGGACGAAGGAUCAGCAGCACCACCAAGUCUAACAAGUCAGACACACCAGCUCCGGCCGCUAUACACCCGCUGGACACGUCGGCUCCGACCAACACAGAAGAUCUCGACCGAGAUCGGCCUACAGUUUCAGGUAACCCUCGGAAUAUUGGCGCCGUUGCCGGGGAACCUGGAAGUCAACCCAACACCAUGGCGGACAACCAUGACAACGACCACGACUUAGGUUUGGAAGAUAGAACACCGCACAAGAACAUGGAUGCUAUACUUAAAAAUACUCCAGAAUUCAAUGGAGACAAAAAUUCAUCAAAUCCGGGAGUGAUAGAAGCACUUCAAGAUUGAUUAAAGCAACUUGAGAAAGAAGCCCAACACCAACGCGAAAAACAAGAGGAUUUACAUCGGGAGAUAAGGCGGCGCCAGAAUUAGAAGAUAAGCUUAUGAAACUCGAAGCUGAUCUCAAAACUAAAGCUACUCGAUCCACCCAGAGGAUAGCUCUCACAGAGAUCAAGAUCCAUUCACCAGGGACAUUAUGAAAACCAAAAUUCCAAAAGAUUUCAAACUUCCGGAUAUGAUUCUGUACGACGACACCUCGGACCCUAACCACCAUCUCAGCAACUUCAGAAGUAGGAUGUACCUCACUGACGCCUCAGAUGCAGUUCGCUGCAAAGCCUUUCCAACAACUCUUACCAAGACAGUCAUUAGAUGGUUCGACAGCCUACCUCCAAAAUCCAUCUCGAGUUUUGACGACCUGGCCAAAAAGUUCCUGACCAGAUUUUCCAUACAAAAGGACAAAGCCAAACAUGCACCCAGCCUACUAGGAAUCAAGCAAGGAGAUUGGGAGAGUCUUCGUAACUACAUGGAAAGAUUCAACAAAACAUGCAUGGACAUACAAAAUCUACCAACAGAAGCUGCCAUCAUGGGCCUCAUCAACGGCCUACGAGAAGGACCAUUUAGCCAAUCUAUAUCAAAGAAGUCCCCAGCAUCCCUAGACGAAGUACAAGAACGGGCGCAGAAGUACAUUAACAUGAAGGAGAAUUCUCGACUUGGGGAAGCCUCGAGGUUCGAUUUUGCCUACCGAGAUAAAGAUAAAGAAUCCAAGAAGAAGGAAGAUCGCUCCGGGGAGAAAAUAAAAAAAUAUCAUAACUACACCCCUCUUAGGGUAUCCUUGGUAGAUGUUUACAAAGAGGUCUGCCAUACGGAAAAAAAACUCCCAGCUCGGCCACUCAAAGGCAAAAAGGGAGGAGGAAAUCGGAAUGAAUACUGUGAGUAUCACCGAGUCCGAGGACAUUCCACCAACGAAUGCUUUGACUUGAAAAACGUCAUAGAGAAAUUAGUAAGAGAAGGAAAACUAGAUCGGUUCUUGGCUAAUCGGGACGAAGAACCAAGAAAAAGAAGAAGGGAUGAAGAUGUCGGACAGUCUGAACGAUCACCCCCCGCACACCGGAGAGACACGUCCACAUGAUACACGCUCCAAAUCAUCCCGCAAGCGACACCUCAAAGAAGUAUACCAUGUUGAAGGAAAGAAGGAGACACCAGACAUCCCAGCAAUCACAUUUACCAAAGAAGAUGCAUCCGGAAUCAUCUCAAGACACGACGACCCCAUGGUCAUCACAAUUAUAUUGGCAAACGCCAACCUCCAUCGUACAUUAAUUGACCAAGGAAGCUCUGUCGACAUCUUAUUCAAAACCGCCUUCGACAAGCUCGGCUUAGAAGAAAAAGAGCUAAGAGCAUACCCGAACAGCCUGUUCGGACUUGGGGAUACCCCAGUACGACCACUGGGAUACGUAUCGUUACAUACAACCUUCGGAAAGGGGAACCAAUCCAGAACACUCAAGAUAGAUUAUAUCGUAGUCGACGUAAGCUCAGCCUACAAUGCAUUAAUAGGUCGGACAAUGUUAAAUCAACUCGGCGCAAUAGUUUCAACUCCACAUCUAUGUAUGAAAUUCCCAACCGCAGAAGGGAUAGCUACAAUAAAGCAGACCAAAAGAUGGCACGUCGCUGUUAUAACGAAAGACUAAACCUCCGAGGUGAAGGAGGAGAGUUCCACACAAUCGAACUCGGCGGAAUUCAGAGACGAGAAGAACUCCGCCCACGACCCGAGGGAGAAAUAGAAAGAGUCUAGAUCGGGGAUACCUCGAAUAAAACAACUAAUAUUGGCACAAUCCUGAAAGGAGACGCAAAGGAAUCACUAAUACGGUUCCUACGAGAUAACGUCGAUCUCUUCACAUGGAAAGCUGCCGACAUGCCAGGCAUAGAUCCCAAACUAAUGAACCACAAGUUGGCAGUCUACCCGGGAUCUCGGCCGGUACAACAAAGACGAAGAAAACUCAAGCCAGAACGGUCUCAAGCUGUAGAAGAGCAAGUACAAGCACUACUAUAUGCAGGAUUCAUAAGAGAAGUUAAAUACCCGCUAUGGCUAGCAAACAUCGUCUUGGUGAGAAAGUCAAAUGGGAAGUGGCGAAUGUGCACUGACUACACCGACCUCAACAAAGCCUGCCCAAAAGACCCUUAUCCACUCCCAAGCAUCGACGCUCUAGUAGAUGCCUCAUCGGGAUAUAAGUAUCUCUCGUUCAUGGACGCAUACUCGGGGUACAACCAGAUCCCAAUGUAUCCACCGGAUCAAUAAAAAAUCUCGUUUCUCACACCAAAAGCAAAUUAUUGCUACAUCGUAAUACCUUUCGGCCUUAAGAACGCGGGAGCCACUUAUCAAAGGCUAAUGAAUAAAGUCUUCUCAAACCACAUCGGGAAAAUCAUGGAGGUCUAUGUGGACGACAUGUUGAUAAAGACACAAAGUGAAGAAACAUUACUAACCGACUUGGUUCAAGUGUUCGACACCAUACGAAAGCACGACAUGCGACUUAACCCGGCUAAAUGCACCUUCGCAGUGGAGGCAGGUAAAUUUUUGGGCUUUAUGCUCACACAAAGAGGAAUCGAGGCAAAUCCAAAUAAAUGCCAGGCCAUACUCAACAUGAAAAGCCCAACCUGCGUCAAAGAGGUACAACAACUCAAUGGAAGAUUGACGGCCUUGUCCAUAUUCCUAGCAGGGUCAGCAAUAAGAUCCCUCCCCUUCUACGCUACCUUAAGGAAGGGAAAGAACUUCGAGUGGAUAACGGAAUGUGAACAAGCCUUCCGAGACUUUAAAGAAUUCUUGGGACAACCCCCCAUCCUAUCUCGACCACGAGAGGGAGAACCACUCAUACUGUACCUCGCAGUAGGAAGUCAGGCAAUAGCCUCAGCACUAAUUAGAGAAGACGAAGGCGGACAACAACCCGUCUACUUCAUUAGUAAAGCACUACAGAGGUCAGAGAUGAACUACCAGAAAAUAGAAAAGUUUGCCUACGCUCUGAUACUCGCAUCCCGACGACUUCGCCCAUACUUCCAAGCGCACACCAUCAAAGUUCGGACCAACCAGCCCAUAAAAGAGAUACUGCAGAAAACAGAUCUAGCAGGAAGAAUCCUACAGUGGGCAAUCGAGUUGUCCGAGUUCGACCUCCAAUACGAGGCGCGGACAGCCAUCAAAUCACAAUACCUAGCCGACUUCAUUGCAGAAUUCACGGACACCACAGAAAUCCCCAUAGAGUGGAACAUAUACGUGGACGGUUCCUUGAAUAAAACUAGAAGCGGUGCAGGUGUGAUAAUCGAAAGCAACCAAGGAACCCACCUUGAGCUUUCCCUGAAAUUCAGAUUUUCGGCCUCAAACAACCAAGCGAAAUAUGAAGCGUUAUUAACUGGUUUGAAGCUGGUCAGAGAAGUUGGAGCUCAGAAACUUAACAUCUACAGUGACUCACAAGUCAUUACCUCGCAAAUAACAGGAAGCUACCAAGCCAAAGAUCCUACCAUGAAAAAAUAUUUGGAUAAAACCAAAGAACAGCUCGGACAACUCAGGGAAUAUAGGAUCUGCCACAUACCCCGAGAGCAAAAUGCCCGAGCUGACGCACUCUCAAAACUAGCCAGCACCAAACCAGGGGGCAACAAUAGAAGCCUCAUCCAAGAAAUACUACAGAACCCAUCAAUAUCGGAAGAAGAAAAAAUCCUAGCCAUAACAGGUCGGGAUCAAGGAUGGAUGACUCCCAUAAUUAAUUACCUCAAAACAGAAGCGCUCCCCACAGACGAAAAGGAGGCAAAGAGGUUAAAAAGGGAGGCACAGUACUACACUAUCGUAAACAACACCCUAUACAAAAGAGAAAUCUUGACACCAUUGUUAAAAUGCGUACCGACUUCCAAUACAAAGGAAGUCUUUGAGGAAGUUCACAACGGCAUUUGUGGCAAUCAUCUCGGAGCGCAAGCUCUCACCAAAAAGGUACUCCGAGCGGGAUUCUAUUGGCCAACUCUACAAAAGAAAGCUACCAAAUUUGUAAAGGCAUGUCCACCAUGUCAGAAGCAUGCCAACUUUCACAUCGCCCCGCCGGAAAAGCUCAUCAGCGUAACCUCACCCUGGCCAUUUGCAAAGUGGGGACUCGAUCUUCUCGGACCCUUUCCCCAAGGAUCGGGACAAGUCAAAUUCCUCAUAGUAGGGGUAGAUUACUUCACAAAAUGGAUCGAGGCAGAACCCCUAGCCAAUGCCACUGCUCAAAGAAGUCGGAAAUUCCUAUAUAGGAACAUUAUUACCAGGUUCGGGAUUCCAUACUCCAUCACCACAGAUAAUGGCACCCAAUUCACAGAUGCAGGCUUCAGAAAAUUAGUGGCCGACUUGAACAUAAAACACCAGUUCACCUCUGUCGAACAUCCCCAAGCUAAUGGACAAGCCGAAGCAGCCAACAAAGUCAUAUUGGCUGGGCUGAAACGGAGACUACAAGAAGUAAAGGUAGCUUGGGCCAAGGAACUUCCACAAGUCCUAUGGGCGUAUCGAACAACUCCACAUUCCACUACGAAUGAAUCCCAUUUCGAUUAGCAUACGGAGUGGAGGCAAU